Aphis gossypii (cotton aphid) is the source of this 1037-nucleotide messenger RNA. Its product is annotated as clarin-3. Bases 273 to 950 code for a protein of 225 amino acids. The transcript is spliced from 5 exons. NCBI's taxonomy places the organism in Eukaryota, Metazoa, Arthropoda, Insecta, Hemiptera, Aphididae. The record is from RefSeq and is a predicted model, not a curated record.
CCACCGUCAGUUUAUGUUGAACCCGUCGUGAUUCGUCCUCGUUUAUUCAAUUCGCACCGCUGGUUCGUGUUAACAAUGCAUAUUAUUUAUUGAAAAUAGACUAUACCGCGAAUCUUAAAUAUUCAAAAUAGUUGUUUUCCUCAUCAGUGUAUUCCUGUUCGUGUGAAGUGACUAGCAACGGUAAUUGACAGGACAGACAGUUUGUCACUUCGUUAGAAUAAUUAUUCCUGCGGAAUUCUUAUCAUGUGAACGGUUUGGCAUCGCUGGGAACGAUGAACUUGAACAAGCGCCGGUUGAUAUUCUGCACAUUUAUUUACUCAUGCGCCGCCAUCGGUCUCAUUGGCGCUGGCCUGGGCUCUAAACGAUGGGUCGUGGCAUCGGCUCGGCGCACUUCCAACACCACAGAAUCUGUGGGCCAAGUCAAUUUAGGGCUGUUCUACGGUGAUAAGUACUUAAACAUCGGUUAUGGACUGCGCACGUACAGUGUUGAUGUGAUCGAAAUGAUGAAAAUGGAUCCGGAUAUUAUGAUGUACAGCCUAUGGGCAUUGACUGUUAUUGGAGUAUUAGCCGGCCUCAUAAUGGCCGUGGCUGCAGCAGUAUUUGCAGUCAUAAAUUCUGCCAUCACUCCUAUAUCUGCGCUAGCUGGUAUACCUGGCCUUUACUUUUGGAACAUCAGUGCAAUGUUUUUCCAACUGUUGGCCGGUAGUUUUUGGGUGGGUCAAUAUUUUCAGAGACUGCAGUACAAUGUGAUGAAUAAAGAUGAUCGACGUAAUAAAUGGACGUCAGAAGGAAACGCUUCACUAGGAUUCUCAUUCUGGUUUAUAAUUCUUGCAUCCAUUUUACACAUGCUGAAUAUUUUCAUUGUGUUUUGGGCAACCAGUAAUCGCUCAAGAAAGUCACCAUCGCCAAUUAUUGAAGAAAAAACUAACGGAGCAAUCAUGCUGUAUUAACAUUUAACACUGUAUAAUUGCCAUCAAUGUCAAUAAUAAUUUAUAAAUGUAUUUAAAUGUAAAUAAAUCAUCUUUUUUAUACUAUGA